AUGAAUAAGCUGCUGUCGUGUGACCUGUGUACAGAGACGUUGAGGAGGCGAGUCCUGUGCUUGGUGCUGGGCAUGCUGCUCCUGUCUCUGGUCAUUGUGGCGACCGGGACGUACGCCUCCAGGGCCACAGACAGCCUAAGUACCACCGGCUGCCCCUCGGGAUUCAUUUUUGUGUUUGGAUCUGUUCUGAGCCUCCUUGGGUUAUAUCUAAGAGGGAACCGUCUACUGCUGUUCAGAGCAGCCAUUUUGUUCUUCAGCAUUGGCAUCAUAGUUUCAUCCAUCUGCCUUGUGUUGGACGGUUUCUUCAUUCUCCCAAACAUUGAUGUCCGACCUAUUAGGGCUGGAAGAUGUCAGUUUUACUCAACUGGACUCAGCUUCAUGUAUGAAAACCACUAUGCAACAGUCCCAUGUCAAGGUUUGAAGGAGUCUUGUUUAAUGGUGGUGCGCAGUGGUACCUGUUACUGUUGCGAUCUGUACGACUGUGGCAAUGGUGGAUACCUUGACAAGCACUAUGAGUUUGUAGGUGUGCAAGGUUGCACAGAAGUGUUGUUUGUGUACGGGUUCCUCUGGCUUGUCACUGGGUUGAACUUACUGGCCUUGGUCCUGGGUCUCCUCUGCUCUGCCAUGCUUGGCAACAUCAAUGCAAUGGACGGCAAUCACAGAACGGACAGUACUAGAGAGGACAUACCACUGCCGGCAGCAUUUCCAAAUGCCACGGCGCCCCCACUCCUUACACAUGUGAAUGACAGCAGUCCACUCCUGACCGCACAGCAUCCCAUUUAUCAUCAACAGAGUGCGCAAGCGCCUCAAACACUUUACCCGAGCAUCCCUUCGUACAUGACCAACAUGGGCUCGGCUGCAUUCUCUGAUGGGGCCCUGUGUGCAACACUAUACCCCGGGUGUCCCUCUUCAGUAAUCAACACUAAGAAAUUGGACAGAGGCUUGUGAUGGGACAGACACAACUAAUUGGAACUGCAGAAGCUCAAGGCCAAUAAUUGUGCAAAACACACACACACA
Messenger RNA from Engraulis encrasicolus (European anchovy), 1017 nucleotides. RefSeq names its product transmembrane protein 255B-like. Bases 1 to 948 code for a protein of 315 amino acids. Lineage: Eukaryota; Metazoa; Chordata; Actinopteri; Clupeiformes; Engraulidae. The transcript is spliced from 8 exons. The record is from RefSeq and is a predicted model, not a curated record.